This is a messenger RNA of Phanerochaete carnosa HHB-10118-sp, 617 nucleotides long. RefSeq lists its product as uncharacterized. NCBI's taxonomy places the organism in Eukaryota, Fungi, Basidiomycota, Agaricomycetes, Polyporales, Phanerochaetaceae. The transcript has 2 exons. The annotation marks the transcript as partial. The record is from RefSeq and is a predicted model, not a curated record.
CUCAUCCUUCAACCGGUGCUGUGCCGGGCCAUGAGGCUUGAUCAUCGCAUGGAACCCCAUAGUAAACCUGUCGGAAAUCGGUCCUGUCAACCAUCAUACACGGAGACUAUUCAACCCUAGUUGAGCAUUCGCUGUCAAGGUCUCCAUCCAGGUUCACCAACUUUUACACUCGUAUCACGUCGGAUGCUGAUGCACCCGGAUAAAGGAGUUCCUGUCAGAUGUACUAGGGUAUUUCCGUCCUGAUGACACGCCGCGUGCUGCCAAACGCGGCGCCACCACAUCCAACAUACGCGAUACGGACGCACUCUCAAAAAAAACAUUUCAUGUAUGUCGCGGUUGGUACCUCUCCUUGGCUUAGUCACCCGACUUGGUAAGAUGUCUAAUUAUACGGAACUGCGCUUUUGACUCGAUUCGCGCCCAUAACGGGCAAGCUGACUCCGACUGCUGACUCCCAUCGGUACCAUGGGUCCUGCUUCCUGUAUGCUAGGUUACUUAUGUUAUGCAAUUGCUUACCUAGGCGCAUCUGAUGAUUCACUACUGGCGAAUGAUGAGCGGGAAUAUGCCAAUUCAUCUAUUCACACGGCCAUAAUCGGACGCAGAGCUUUGGGCGCUUGUGA